Euleptes europaea (tarantolino) is the source of this 520-nucleotide messenger RNA. Its product is annotated as vesicle-associated membrane protein 1-like. Bases 1 to 498 code for a protein of 165 amino acids. NCBI's taxonomy places the organism in Eukaryota, Metazoa, Chordata, Lepidosauria, Squamata, Sphaerodactylidae. The transcript has 5 exons. Gene Ontology annotation, molecular function: syntaxin binding; SNAP receptor activity. Gene Ontology annotation, cellular component: SNARE complex; plasma membrane. Gene Ontology annotation, biological process: vesicle fusion; vesicle-mediated transport; SNARE complex assembly. The record is from RefSeq and is a predicted model, not a curated record.
AUGGUAAAAAACGAAGGCAUCCUUCUCUCCCUCUCCGUGACCUUGUUUGCGGCACCGUUGGCUCUGACCGGGGAGCUGCGGCUAGCAAAAUCCGGAGACGUACAGGGUGCAUUUUCGAGUGCUUCCUGUACUUCCUCUUGGUCUGAUCCUGCUCAGCAGCCUGCCCCUGGGGCGGGAGAAGGGGGUGAAGGGGCUGGAGGCGCCCCGGGGCAACCUCCAAACCUGACCAGCAAUCGCCGUCUGCAACAGACUCAAGCCCAAGUAGAAGAAGUGGUGGAUAUCAUGCGUGUGAAUGUGGACAAAGUCUUGGAGCGAGAUCAGAAGCUAUCGGAACUCGACGAGCGAGCAGAUGCCCUCCAAGCCGGGGCCCAAGUGUUCGAAAGUAGUGCAGCAGCUCUCAAGAGGAAGUACUGGUGGAAGAAUUGUAAGAUGAUGAUCAUGCUGGGAGUGAUCUGUGCUAUUGUGGUGAUCGCGAUUGCACUCUAUUUUUUUACCUGAUAAUGUGGUUCCCCCCCUUCCC